AUGGACAACCCAGGGAACGGGUCGUGGAAUAACCCAGAGAAUGCCACCCACUGCGGCGGCAGCGUCUUCACGAAGGAGCAAAUCGACUUGCGCCUGAUUGGCAACAUGCCAAUUUCUGUAUUUGGCAUGUUCACGAAUAUUAUUAAUAUUGUUGUCUUCCUCGACGUGGAGAUGCGGGUCCAGUUGGUCAACCACUUCCUGUUGGCCCUCUCCCUCUCCGAUCUGCUGCUCUUAAUAUGCAACUUUUUCUUCCUCAUCCUCCCGGUCAUCUCCAACAUGUCGUCUAGGGUCGAUCUACACAAUGCCUAUCCUGUGGCUUUGUGGUACGCCUAUCCGAUCGGGUUGACGACGCAGACGUGCGGUGUCUACUUGACCGUACUUGUCUCGGUUCAUCGAUAUUUGGGUGUUUGUCACCCAUUUCGAGCGAAAAGAUGGGUUUCCGGUCGCCCAGUGAAAGCAGCCAUCGGGGGAUCAAUAUUGUUUUCGAUCCUCAUCAACCCGAAAUUCAAUUCAGUGAUUAAUGAAGUCGGGCUGACGGAAUUCCAGCAGGGCUACAUCUACCGCAUCGUCGCCAAGGUGAUUGGCUACACGAUGGUGAUGUUCAUCAUCCCGUUCGCCAUCCUGAUCAUCGUCAACUGCCGGAUCAUUAUCGCGCUGCAGCAGAGCAAGAAUUUACGGCAGAUGCACUCGUCGAAGAAGUCGACGGCAUCCAGGACAAUGGUGAUGAACCAAUUCCGGAUGCUGAGGAACUCCAAGUACACCGAGCUGUUCAACACGCUCAGCAAGAUGACGGGAUUGCAAAAUUUCCGCUCCCCCUCCUUCCUGAAGACGAACAGCAACAGCGUCAGGGAUCGCUCGGUGACGAUGAUGUUGCUGGCGAUCGUCGGAAUUUUUCUGUUUUGCAAUUGUUUGGCCCUGUGUAAUAACCUGAUCGACAUCCUCGUCCGCGAGCAGCUGCUCACCUUUUCGAACGAACUCUUCGAGAUGUCGGUCGAAAUCGCGAAUCUAUUAAUCUCCCUCAACUCCUCUUCGUCCAUCUUUGUCUACAUGAUCUUCUCCUCAAAGUACCGCACCAUCAUCAAACACUGGCUGGGGCUGCAGAAGCGCAAGAAGGUGAACGGCGUGGCCCUAACUACAGCACUAGCUGCCCAGAAAGCCCUCGAGUUAUCGGUGCUCCCCGAUGAGGUCGAAAAUCGGCGCCGAAAAUCGAAUGCGGAGAAGUUCAGCCAAUCGCAGGGCAGUCGUCAGCCACUCUCGAGGAGGACGAGCUCGCAUAGCGACAUUCGGGUCGAGGAUGAGAUCUGUGCUGACGACGACUCGGACGCCAGACGGACCUCUUCAAGGAGGAAGCUCCUCCGCUUCGCCACCGUCCAA
Mesorhabditis spiculigera is the source of this 1374-nucleotide messenger RNA. Lineage: Eukaryota; Metazoa; Nematoda; Chromadorea; Rhabditida; Rhabditidae. The record is from the annotation of a GenBank genome assembly.